This is a messenger RNA of Chlamydomonas reinhardtii, 1264 nucleotides long. RefSeq lists its product as uncharacterized. The transcript is spliced from 6 exons. NCBI's taxonomy places the organism in Eukaryota, Viridiplantae, Chlorophyta, Chlorophyceae, Chlamydomonadales, Chlamydomonadaceae. Gene Ontology annotation, biological process: tetrahydrobiopterin biosynthetic process. The record is from RefSeq and is a predicted model, not a curated record. Gene Ontology annotation, molecular function: 4-alpha-hydroxytetrahydrobiopterin dehydratase activity. The coding region runs from base 33 to 683 and encodes 216 amino acids.
UUUGAGCAGGGUGCUCUUUGAAGCAUACAAAAAUGAAUUCCUCGGUGCUUAGUGUGCGCCAGGUGGGGCGCCAGGCACGCCCUUUCACCGUGCAGCCGCCCCGUCGCUGCUCCGUCAUUCGCCACAGCCAGGCUGGUGGCGAUGUUCGCGGUAGCAAGAUGGAGAAGGGAAUGUUCGGCGAGAACUUCGGUGCUCGCGACCCCUUCGCUGGCGAGAUUGAGACAAACUUCGGCGAGAAAGUGCUGGGGAACUAUAACACGGAGCACCUUAUCAAGCCCCCGGACACCAUCAAGAGCGUGAUGGGCUUGUCUGCGCGCAAAUGCCAGGAUAACGUGGCGACCCUGAAGGUGCUGUCGGAGGAGCAGCGCGAGCUGCUUCGCAACCAGGUGCCGGGCUGGAAGGUUGCUCAGGGCGCUGAGGGGCGACCCUGCGUCCAGCAGUCCUGGACCCUGAAGGACGAGCCCUCGGCUGUGGCCCUGGCGGCCAUGGUGGCCAAGGUGGCCUCGGAUGAGGGCCACAGCGAGAGCCUGACGCUGACGCACAAGGGCGCUGAGGUCGUGGCGCAGCUGUGCACCAAGUCCCUGGGUGGCCUGACGGAGAACGACUUCAUUGUUGCCUCCAAGAUCAACGACCUCAACCUCGCGGACCUGCUGCCCAAGCGCAAGCAGCGCUUCUGGGCGUAAGCCGGCUCGCAGCGCCGGCACUUGCAUAUGCGCGACGGGCCCGGAGCACGCGCGCACACGGUGGUUGGCACGGCAUUUCGGCUAAGUGGAUGUAUGCGAUAGGCAUGCUGUCAUGUCGGAGCGUCGGAUGAUGGCUUGAACCCACGAGGGUGGGACCGCCUGGCGCGGGUACAAGUAAUAGGGCCGCGAUGUGUGGUGGGGUAUGAGCCUGCAGAAUGCAGGCCCCCGAUUUUCCGGGCUUCCGGACAUGUUUGAGGCUGAGGCCUUCGCUGGAGGUGUAACGUGAUAGCACGUGUAUGAUGCAUUUGAUACCAACUGAUAGGACAAUAAACUCUGGAGGUAAAGGAGUGCAGGCUAGCACUGGUCAAUGCAGUUUUGCAGUCACAGGACACCACGGGAAGCGUCACGUGACACGCCCUUCGUAGCUGCAAUGGUGUUAUGGUGGGCGGCGCUGUGGCGGCAAAGGAGGAAAGCAUGCAGUUGCCGCUGCAGGCAUGGCGCUUUUGAAUUAUGGCGCUACACUAGUAUAACGCUGUGCCGUCAGGCGUCAGGCCCAAUGGUCGUUUCAACGUAUUACCUGA